This is a messenger RNA of Dunckerocampus dactyliophorus (ringed pipefish), 867 nucleotides long. RefSeq names its product glutathione peroxidase 1b (gene gpx1b). Gene Ontology annotation, molecular function: glutathione peroxidase activity. Gene Ontology annotation, cellular component: cytosol; mitochondrion. The record is from RefSeq and is a predicted model, not a curated record. The transcript has 2 exons. Gene Ontology annotation, biological process: response to selenium ion; glutathione metabolic process; hydrogen peroxide catabolic process. NCBI's taxonomy places the organism in Eukaryota, Metazoa, Chordata, Actinopteri, Syngnathiformes, Syngnathidae.
CAAGGUUCCACGCAGAUUUCCGCGAAGAGGGUCAGUCUCAGUAGUAUCAGAGGCACUCGGAAGAUCAGCAAUGGCCAAGCGAUUCUAUGGUCUGACGGCGAAACUCCUGACGGGGGAAACAUUUAAUUUCUCCUCGCUGCAGGGCAAAGUGGUCCUCAUUGAGAACGUCGCGUCUCUCUGAGGGACGACGACCAGGGAUUACACCCAGAUGAACGAGCUCCAUGAGCGCUACGCCAGCAAGGGGCUCGUUAUCCUGGGGGUGCCCUGCAACCAGUUCGGCCACCAGGAGAACUGCAAAAACGAGGAAAUCCUCCAGUCGUUAAAGUACGUCCGACCCGGCAACGGCUUUGAGCCAAAGUUCCAGCUCCUGGAGAAGGUGGACGUGAACGGCAAGGACGCCCACCCCCUGUUUGCGUUCCUGCGAGAAAGCCUCCCGUUCCCCAGCGACGAGCCCGCCGCCCUGAUGAGUGACCCCAAGUUCAUCAUCUGGAGCCCCGUGUGCAGGAACGACGUAUCCUGGAACUUUGAAAAGUUCCUGGUGGGCGCCGACGGCGUGCCCUUCAAGCGCUACAGCCGCAGAUUCCUCACCAGCGACGUGGAGGACGACAUCAAAAAGCUUCUCAGCCAGGCAAACUAGCGCGUCUCCUCCGUAUGUUGUCGUACGUCGAGACCACCUGUGCUCACUUGUGCACUCGUACGCUGUUUUCUGCUCUCUUAACUCCAUGAAGGCAACCUCUGAAACCAAAGCAUUUGUGAGGGGGUUACCCGAUGCACCGUAAAGGAGCACAACACCUCAGCUGUACAUGAAUACAUGGCGAGCACAGCUGUGCUCCAACACCACAAAUAAAUAAAUACAUCUUUUCUUCA